Molecule: messenger RNA, 342 nt
Organism: Peronospora matthiolae
Lineage: Eukaryota; Oomycota; Peronosporomycetes; Peronosporales; Peronosporaceae
Source: the annotation of a GenBank genome assembly
AUGGAAGCUGAAUUUACGUCGGCAUUGCAGGCCGGACAAGAAAUAGGAGGCCUACGUGAGCUGUUAUCCGAGUUGGAUUUUUUCGUGAACUUACUUAUGACAAUGGAAAUGGAUAAUCAAGCGGCCAUUCAUAAGAUGGAAAAUGAAGAGAGCUCGGCACGCGCCAAGCAUAUUGAUAUUAAGCUCAAGUUCAUCAAGGACUAUACUAAGAAGGGGAUUAUAAAUCCCAGCUUCGUGUCAACUGAGGCGAUGACUACAGACAUACUGACGAAGGCAUUCAGCGCCACUCGCCUAAGGGUACUUAAGGAGAUGUGCUCAUUGUACCGUUGCAAGAUGGAAUAA